This is a messenger RNA of Chenopodium quinoa (quinoa), 2339 nucleotides long. RefSeq lists its product as uncharacterized. The transcript is spliced from 2 exons. The record is from RefSeq and is a predicted model, not a curated record. Lineage: Eukaryota; Viridiplantae; Streptophyta; Magnoliopsida; Caryophyllales; Amaranthaceae. Bases 773 to 2107 code for a protein of 444 amino acids.
AGUUUGGUCAUAACGGGUUACGGGUUAUAAAUGGUUCGGUCACAACGGGUUACGGGUUGGACCGGUUCAGGUUUAUCGGAUUUUUGUUGGGUUUAAACGAUUUUCGGUUUAAAAUGGGUCGGGUUACUAUCGGGUUCAGACGUAAUCGGUUCGGGUUAUUGUCAGUUUCGGGUUAUAACAGUUUGGCUUGAUAACGGGUCGGGUUAGUAACGGUUCGCACAACUUCGGUUCAGUUCAAUUUCGGGUUUUAAAAAAUUGGGUCGGGUCGAUUUUCGAUUUCUAAAAAUGGAUUUUUAACGGUUUAAUUUAUUUUCGAAUCGGUUCAAAACAGUCGAAUUUAACGAUUCGGGUUAGAAACUAAUAGCUCCACAAAGUACAAUCAAUUUGGUGAGCACCUUCAUCAUUACUUAACUUCCAAUUCUAUCUCCUUUUUCUCUUAUAAUUCUUGAGACUUACCUUCCCAAAAUAACAACAUUAAGGUCACCCCCCACCACCUCCCCCAAUUGAUAACAGAUAACCCCUAAAACAAAUAAAUCGCCCUUUUCCCAUCUCACUUCAAACCUCCCUCAUAUCAUCUUUUCACCUACCCAAUUUUCUCCUAUUCAAAAAAAAAAAAAACAAAACACUUCAAAUCCAAAAAUUAUAAAUAUAAUUCUUCUGCACUUUCCAAGCAUAAAUAAAACCCCCAAAAUUAAUUUUUUGAAAUUCUCUCUCCUCUCUUUUCCUUUCUCUCUCCUACAUGCUUUCUCCGUCAAAGUAACAGUUGGUAACCAUGGAACAACAACACCAAGGAAGAACAACAUCAACAAAAACAAAAAAUAUUCCAGUUUUUAUAAACAAUAAUAUGAAUGGAAAUUAUAAUAAUAAUAAUAAUAGUCCUCGAAAAUCGAUGCAAUUUUCAAAGUGGGUAUCCGAUCUCAAUUGCCGUCUCCUUCUCAUACUAUUCUCCUCUUUAUUUCUCCUCCUCCUUUACUUCUCCACUUACGGCGGCGCCGGAAUAAUCGAGUUCAGCUUACGAAAACCGCCGUAUACGGCGGCGGAGGAGAUUCGGAAAUCGGAGUUGACCAAGUCAAGGAUUGCGGUGUGCUUGGUGGGUGGUGCUAGAAGGUUCGAACUCACUGGUCCUUCUAUAAUUGAACGAGUCCUAAAAGAGUUUCCUAACUCGGACUUAUUCUUGAAUAGUCCACUCGAUUCCAAGUCCUUUAAGUUGUCUUUGUUGAAGUUUGCUCCUCGACUUAACUCGGUUAGGAUUUUUAAGCCAACCCCGAUUCCUGAAACUGAGUCGCAGGUUCGCGUUCUCACUGCCGCUAACUCGCCCAAUGGCAUUCAGGGACUACUACAAUAUUUCAGUUUGGUGGAAGGAUGUCUAACAUUGAUCAAUGACUACCAAAGGGAGAAGGGUUUUACAUAUGAUUGGAUUGUCCGAACCCGUGUUGAUGGCUAUUGGUCUGCCCCACUGAGCUCGGAUAGCUUUAUCCCGGGUAAAUACGUGGUUCCGCCGGGGUCCUCAUUCAGUGGCCUCAAUGACCGGCUUGGCGUAGGGGACUAUAAUACCUCCGUGGUGGCACUCUCCCGUCUGUCACUCAUUCCCACCUUGGAUAAACUGAACUACACUCAGCUCAACUCCGAGACUGCAUUCAAAGCCCAACUCACCUCUCACAAUGUCUCAUACCAGACCCCGGCUCAACCCUUCUGCAUUGUAACAGACCGCAAGUAUCCAUUCCCACCGGGUCAUUUUGAUGUGCCUGUUGCUGCUCUAUCAAGCCCUGGGCCCUUAAGCGGUGCCAAGUGCAGACCUUGCAAUCCCACUUGUACGGGUUCUUGUGUGGCUGAUGUGAUGGUUGGGCUGAGCAAAGGGUGGAGUUGGACUCCUUGGACAAGCGGCUCAAUCGAGCUUUGUAAUGCUCAUAGUGAGUGGGAAGUGGGCUGGGAGGAGAUGUUUGAUGAAGCUGCUGGUAAGAAACUGGCCCAAUUUAGGAAAAGAGUUAAGACUAUGAAUGUUAAACAAUGUGUGAAGGAUUUUAAGCAGAUGAAGAAAAAAGCAGCUAAGUGGGAUACUCCACCCUUGGAACAAAUUUGUAAACUUGGAUUAGGGCCCAAACAGUGAUACAGUAGUAUAUACAAUAUACUUGACAAAAUACAUCAUAUGAUUUUCUUGUACAUAGAUAGAUUUGUUCAUUGAGGGGUAAAAAGUGAGAUAAAAGAUGAGUAUUUAGGGUUAUAAAAAGGUAAUUUUACAGUUUUACCAGUAGAUUAUUCUAUUUGGAUGACAAAAUAUCUUAUGAUUAAUAAACUGUUUUGAUAUGAGACUUUGAUAAAUUCAAUUAUUAAAUUUUGAA